AUGGAUCCAGCAGCACUCAGACACAUCCAAGGCCCGUCUGGGAUAACAAAAGCAAAUAAGCAAGGUCGUCGACCCGGGAAAACAGCAUGUAUAGCCUGUCACGCCCGCAAAAAGCGAUGCGACAUCGCCCCGCCAUAUCACCAGUGCACGCACUGUCGCAAAGAAGAUCAAUUAUGCAUCCCGCGAGAUUCAAUUGAGAGCAAGACUUACAACCCCGUUGGAAGACCUCCCCGGCAACAAAUGCCCAAACGCAACAACAGCCAGAAAGCUAGUAAGAACGAAAACCAAUUCCACGUCAAUGGCUUUCUGCCAAAGGGAAUCGAUCACGAAGUACCCCGAUGGAGUGCGGUGUAUUCGUCAUAUUCGGAGAUACGCCGGCUACUGCCUUCUCUCACUUCCACUUCCCCGUCCCCGUCCCCUCCGCCCGAGAUUGAAGGGGACAUGGCACACAUGCAGAAUGCACCAAUUGGGAGAAAGCAGGAUGUGGAUAUGUCUUUGUCAGGGCUGGAAUCUUCGAGGCACCUUCCGUCUGAGAGUUUAUAUAGGGAUUGUGCGGAGGCGGCUUCUAUAAAGGGGAUCAGCAUACCUGUUUCUCGGUCUCGAUCUUGGUCUCUGUCUUCGGCGCCUCCAGAUGAAAGGGUUGGGUUGGAGAAGGCGUUAGCUUGCGAUGCCGAGAGCCUGCGUGGGGGCCUUGCUUCAGUGGACAAAGUGGGAGUUCCAAGUGGUGGGGAUUCCCAUUCUGCCCAUGACGUUUUUAUGAAUGAUCUCGAUGCAUUGCUUAGAUUUUGA
Molecule: messenger RNA, 789 nt
Organism: Penicillium concentricum
Lineage: Eukaryota; Fungi; Ascomycota; Eurotiomycetes; Eurotiales; Aspergillaceae
Product: Zn(II)2Cys6 transcription factor domain-containing protein
Exons: 2
Coding region: 1-789 (262 amino acids)
Biological process (GO): regulation of DNA-templated transcription
Molecular function (GO): DNA-binding transcription factor activity, RNA polymerase II-specific; zinc ion binding
Source: RefSeq, a predicted model, not a curated record